CCUCUGUCGGGCAAACCCGAGCGAUAGGAGCCGGGGAGCGGAAGUGUUCGUGUAUUGACAACGAGAAGGCACAUGUGUGCAGGCUUCAGUCUGUGGGAUGCUUAAAAACGAGGAUUGCCUCCGUCCAGAAAGAUGACUGCCCAGGAGGUGCGUCUGUGUGGUCUCCUGCUGCGGGAGCACUUUGGUGAAGUGGUGGAGAAAGUGGGAACACACCUGCUCAGAAGUGGAGCACAGAACUUAAGAACCAUCAUUCAUGAGACUGGCAUCUCAUUGGACCUGGUAAAGAAGUCUCUGUGUGUGCUCGUGCAGCAUGGGGCCUGUGUGUUCAGCUCAGGUCGUAAAGGACCUGGCAGUCCCACAGAGUAUCAGAGCAGCUGUAAUCGGAUUCUGAGAAUUCUGCGUUACCCACGUUACAUCUACACCGCCAAAACCCUGUACGGUGACACCGGAGAGCUAAUCACCGAGGAGUUACUGCAGAGAGGUCACAUGAACAUGAGCACCAUUGUGAAGACAGUCGCCGACCGCCUCACACAGAACAUGGAGGAGGGACGCAGCAUGGAUUACAGUGAAGUGUCUUCUGCGUUCUCCAAACUGGUGGAGACUCAUUUUCUUCAGCGCUGCCCUCCACCAGCGGGAGCAGGAACAACAGACAGCACUACUCCUGCUACUCCAGCGACCCCUGCUACCCCCGCUACUCCUGCUGCCCCUGUUAGCACCACUCUGCCCACUCCAGAGAGCUUCCCCGACUGCUACAAGGUACCACAUGUGACUCUCAUUGGGCGAGGCAAACGCCAACUCUCCAGUGAGGAUGGAGAGGACCAAAGGAAUGCAAAGAAGGCUAAGUUAGAUCCAGAGACACAUGGUGAUGAGGGGAUCUACUGGCAGGUGAAUUUUGAGAGGUUCCACCUCCACUUCAGAGACCAGGCCAUCAUCAGUGCCGUAGCCAACAAACUGGACCAGACCAGCAGUGAGAUAGUGAGGACAAUGCUGAGGAUGAGUGAGGUGACGACCUCGCCCACAGCCAGCUGCACAAAGCCCCUCUCGGCCAACGAGAUCUUCAGGUCGCUCCCAAGCAGCUACAACAUCCCCAGACCCAUCUUAGACCAGUACCUCACACUGCUGGUGGAUGACCCGAUGGAGUUUGUGGGGAAGGCUGGUGAAAGUGGAGGAGGGAUGUAUGUUGUCAAUCUGCACAGAGCACUAGCCAAUCUGGCACGAGCCACACUUGAGUCUGUAGUUCAGGAGAGAUUCGGCUCCCGGUCAGCACGCAUUUUCCGCCUGUUGCUAAGGAAACGUCAUCUGGAGCAGAAGCAGGUGGAAGAUUUUGCCAUGAUUCCAGCCAAGGAGGCUAAAGACAUGCUCUACACGCUGCUUUCACAGAACCUGGUCCAGCUACAGGAAAUCCCAAAGACUCCUGACUAUGCUCCCUCUCGUACCUUUUAUCUUUACACCGUCAACCAACUCCCAACUGCAAGAAUGCUGCUGCAGAACUGCUACAAGACAGUGGCCAACCUCAUAGACAGACGCCUGUUUGAGACCAAAGAGAGCAAGCGUCUGCUCGAGAAAUCCCAGCGAAUCGAGGCCAUCCUGGCAUCUCUGCAGGCCAGCGGGGCCGAGCCUGAACAGCUGACAGAGGUGGAGGAGAUGAUCACUGCUCCCGAAAAGCAACAGCUGGAGGCAUUACGGCUUCAUAUCAACAAGUUAGAUUCAGCAGAGAACCAGGUAGAUGAAACCAUCUUUCUUCUAGAGUCCUACAUUGACUCCACUGCCAGUUGAGUCAGAUGUAUGAGCAUUACAACUCACCCAUAGUGCUUAUGAAAAUUCUGCUGUUACUUUUUGUGUGUGAAUGCUGUCAAGUAGGAAUUUUUUUUGUUGUUUUUUUUAAUAGUUAUAGGAGUGGAAUGAAAUCUAAACAGAUUGCUUUUUGCUUGUUUUUAUUGCUUGCAUCAGCAAAUGAAUAAACUGAGAGCAAAAAUACUUUAACACUUUUAAUUUCAUUAAAAAACAAACAAAGCAGAAACAUAGGACAAAGUGAUUGCUUGAAAUGUAAAAACCAUGAAGAUGUCUGUAUAUUAAAUAGAAGUAUUGUGGUUUAAUACAAUUUGGUUUUCCUUAAAAUUAGAAAAAGAUUAUUUACACAAGUGCUCCCGACCCUUGAAUUAGUGGGUAGUGCAUUUCUGUUUGACCCUCG
This is a messenger RNA of Xiphias gladius (swordfish), 2191 nucleotides long. It is a transcript of the gene polr3c, whose product is annotated as polymerase (RNA) III (DNA directed) polypeptide C. The transcript has 13 exons. Gene Ontology annotation, molecular function: single-stranded DNA binding. The record is from RefSeq and is a predicted model, not a curated record. Gene Ontology annotation, cellular component: RNA polymerase III complex. Gene Ontology annotation, biological process: DNA-templated transcription. The coding region runs from base 133 to 1776 and encodes 547 amino acids. Lineage: Eukaryota; Metazoa; Chordata; Actinopteri; Istiophoriformes; Xiphiidae.